AUGGCUGGCAGUAGUGAAGUAAAAAUUAGUGAAUCGAAGAAGGUGGUUCCACUGAAUACAUGGGUUCUAAUAUCCAAUUUCAAGCUUGCUUACAACAUGCUUCGCCGUCCAGAUGGCACAUUUAACCGUGAUUUAGCUGAGUUUCUUGAUCGGAAAGUCCCCGAGAAUCCGAAUCCUGUAGACGGGGUUUACUCUUUCGAUAUUGUAGAUUGCACCACGAGCCUUUUCAACCGGGUUUACUUGUCUUCCCUUGAGAAUGAGGCUCAACGGAGGAUUGUAGAAGUUGAAAAGCCAUUGAGCACGAGUGAAAUUGUUCCUGUAAUAUUGUUCUUCCAUGGGGGGAGCUUUACUCAUUCGUCAGCCAAUAGUGCUAUUUAUGAUACAUUUUGUCGUCGUCUUGUCAACAUAUGCAAGGCUGCUGUUGUAUCUGUGAAUUAUCGCAGAUCACCUGAACAUCGUUAUCCGUGUGCCUAUGAUGAUGGAUGGGCUGCUCUUAAGUGGGUUCACUCGAAAUCGUGGCUUAGGAGUGGGAAGGAUUCGAAGGUUCACGUAUAUUUGGCAGGUGAUAGCUCGGGUGGGAAUAUAGCUCACCAUGUUGCUGCACGGGCUGCUGAAGAGGGUGUUGAAGUAUUGGGUAAUAUUCUCCUUCAUCCAAUGUUUGGUGGGCAAGAGAGAAAGGAAUCGGAGAAAAGAUUGGACAGGAAAUACUUUGUAACGAUUCAAGAUAGGGAUUGGUACUGGAGAGCGUUCUUACCAGAAGGAGAAGAUAGAGACCAUCCGGCCUGUAACAUAUUCGGCCCAAGGAAUAAAAGUAUCGAGGGGCUUAAUUUUCCAAAAAGCCUAGUUGUUGUAGCUGGGUUUGAUCUUAUUCAAGAUUGGCAAUUGGAUUAUGUUGAAGGGCUCAAGAAAUCUGGGCACGAAGUAAAGCUCCUAUAUCUUGAAAAGGCAACAAUCGGAUUCUACUUCUUGCCAAAUAACGAGCAUUUCCAUUGCCUCGUGGACGAGAUCAAGAGCUUUAUCCAUUCUAACUGUUAA
Molecule: messenger RNA, 1035 nt
Organism: Fraxinus pennsylvanica
Lineage: Eukaryota; Viridiplantae; Streptophyta; Magnoliopsida; Lamiales; Oleaceae
Source: the annotation of a GenBank genome assembly